CAGAAACUGCGGAUCGCGCAUCAGCAUAGGCUACUGAACUUUCAUCCCACUGAAACUUGGGCGGGCUGCAUAUACGAAUUUGGAAAGGAUGCCUAGACCCGGGAGAAACACUUAUAGCGACCAGAAACCUCCGUACUCCUACAUUUCGCUCACCGCUAUGGCUAUACAGAGUUGUCCGGAGAAGAUGCUUCCUCUUAGCGAAAUUUACAAGUUCAUUAUGGAUCACUUUCCGUACUACCGAGAGAACACUCAGCGCUGGCAAAAUUCCCUCCGCCACAACUUAUCCUUCAAUGACUGUUUCAUUAAAAUCCCCCGCCGCCCGGACCAGCCGGGCAAGGGCAGCUUCUGGGCUCUCCAUCCCAGCUGCGGCGACAUGUUCGAGAACGGAAGUUUUCUGAGACGCCGCAAACGCUUCAAGGUGAUGACAGCAGACCACCUGGCACCCAGCAAGCCCUCUGACGCUGCCCACUACCUGCAGCAGCAUGCCAAGCUGAGGCUCAGCGCCCUGGCAGCGACGGGCACCCCUCUCCCCCAGAUGUCCAGCUACAACUUGGGAGUGUCUCAGCCGUCCACGUUCAAGCACCCCUUCGCUAUUGAGAACAUCAUCGCCCGAGAAUACAAAGUGCCAGGGGGACUGGCGUUCUCCACCAUGCAGUCCAUGUCCGCCGGGUAUCCUCUGCACAACCAGCUGACCACAGCUUGGCCCCAUAUGUACAGCACUAGCGUGAUCGACAGCGCGGCGCCCAUCACAAUGACCAGCAGUGAUUACAGUGCCUAUGGCGUGCCCAUCAAGUCCCUGUGCCACGGGGGACAGACCUUACCAGCGUUCCCAGUCCCGAUCAAGCCGACCCCGGCGUCGUUGCCCGGCCUGUCGGCUUUGCCGCACCACAUUCCCGCUUUCCUGUCGAACUCUCCUCAGUCGCUGAGCCCGACGUCCCCGCAGACAGCGACCAGCCAAAGCAGCCCCGCCACCCCGAGUGAGACUCUUACGAGUCCCUCGACGCUCGUGUCGGUCGCUGUGCACUGACACAAACAGGUGUCGUUGCCUGAGAACUAGGCCUCUUGGUCAACUCCUACUCCAAAGUUGAAUUUUAAUUAUAGACCUUGAAAACGUAUGUCUAAAAAAAAAAAAAAAAAAACUCGCUACAAUCAAGGGAAGAGCUAUCUAUGUUGCUGUGACAUUAAUUUAUGUGUAUGUGUUUCAUUUGAAGUGUUGCUUUUGAUGAUUCUAAUCACAUGGAUCGAACACGGAUAUGUUGUAAAAUGGUCAUCGUUUUCCAAAAUAUCAAUGUUCAAUUGAACUAUUCUGAACUAUUCUAUUUACGUCUUUAUUUUAUUGGUUGACUGUUGACAAAUUCCAAGCAAGCACUGAAAUCUGUUACAUGUCUAAACUGCAAAAGGCAAUUGCUAGUAAUUUGACAGAUUGUUGUCUAUUCAGACCAUUUCAUUUUUUUUUUCCUUCUUUUUUUUUUUUUUUUUUUUCGUAAAUAAUUGUACGUUUUCCAUUUGGACGAGAAUUACAUUUGCCGGCUUUAAUUGGACGGCUUGGAAUGCUCUAAUUUUUCUUGACAACUAAACUUUUGUCUCAGUCUGCAUACCAAAUAUAACCUACAUGUCCACUUGAUUUUAAAACAAACACACACACUGAAACAAGUACAGUAUUUGCUACUAUAUCAAACUUGAAAAACAAAAUAGAUUUAAAGGAUACCUUUAUCGCAUAAGGCGACGUACAUUUGUGAAUAACUGCAAAUAAGUGAUAUUGAAUUGUGUAAAAUGCACUUUUUAGUUAGAUGUUUUACAUUUUCUCGAUUUUGCAGGAAAUGUUUUGUGAGCGUUUAAUUUAAAGCCGUGGUGACCAUGUGUAUUAAAUGCCGUCCAUUUGUACUUUUUGUUCAGAUAUAUGAAGCAUGCCUUUUCCAAACUUUGUGUUGUUUUGCUGCAAGCAUGCGUGCUUUUGAAAGCUGUGCAAGACGUCUGCAUUAAAUUAUAAACUUGGUCAUCAGAAUAUUUUUUCAUUAAAAUUGUGUAAACCUAUACUUUUUCUCUUGUAUUCGUUUGUGAAAGUAGUAAAGGGCUUUUUCAUUUUCUCCACACAGACAGCACACAAUGUAAACAACGAGAAUAAGCAAAUUAUAAUAAUUAUUAUAGGCCUAAUUAUUAAAUCUGAGAUAAAUAUUGGAAUACUGAAAUACAAACUAUAGCCUAAAUAUAGCUGGACGCCUAGCUAUACAUAUUUAUUUGAUUUAAUUUUUUUCUCUUCGAACUUUAUUAUAGUAAAACGAUAUUACAUACGUUAUUUAUUAUUAUUAUUAUUAUUAUUAUUAUUAUUAUUAUUAUUAUUAUAACGGGAAAAAAUAUGUGCGUAUAUCAUAGCUUAUAUUCACUAAGUAUCUUUAACUACAUAAAUUCGUUCGGUAGAUCGGGCAUGUGAGCACUUUUUUUCCCGAUCCAAACACAUACGUGCCCCUCGAGGAAAACCCACAACCGACAGACUAAAAUAAAUGAAUGAAACACUUGAUUAGGAUGCAUGAAGUUACUAUUCCGCAGUCGCAGCAUAGACAAGCAGACUCAUUCAUCAGCACAGGCACUCAUUUUAAGCUUUACAGAGACUCCGACACGUCGAAUUUAAACAUGUGAUUUUUAUUUGAUCGGAUGAUGCAACAGAUGCAUUUCUUAGAGAGAGCGACUUGUUGCAGUAAUUCAUUUUUUUAAUGAUUUGUAUUAGUUUCAUUUUAUUUUGGAAUUUGACUUAGGCUAUUUUACUCUUUCCAUCAGUUUAUUAUUGUACAUAAUCUAUUUAAAAUAAACUCUCAAUAACUA
Molecule: messenger RNA, 2820 nt
Organism: Myxocyprinus asiaticus (Chinese sucker)
Lineage: Eukaryota; Metazoa; Chordata; Actinopteri; Cypriniformes; Catostomidae
Product: forkhead box protein B1-like
Exons: 2
Coding region: 89-1027 (312 amino acids)
Biological process (GO): cell differentiation; anatomical structure morphogenesis; regulation of transcription by RNA polymerase II
Molecular function (GO): RNA polymerase II cis-regulatory region sequence-specific DNA binding; DNA-binding transcription factor activity, RNA polymerase II-specific
Source: RefSeq, a predicted model, not a curated record